UCACUUCAAAAUGGCGGCCAUUUAGAACUUUGUGGUGAAGUAGCCCGCCAAGUUUGUUUCAAUUUAUUGGUCUAACGCUACUUUUCGCGUGCGAUCAGCGAGUGUUAGGUGAUACAUGAUAGGCGUAUAAACCGUGGGGUUCAGCAAGAAUGGACACCAACAUUCGCACUUUGCUGUCAGCGGCCCAGAAGUAUGGAGCCAAAGAUGGCCAGGUGUACUUGGAUCAGGCGUUUGAAGUCCUGAAGGGUGCAGGUGACCAGGUGCCAGCUGUUGACUCCGCAGCUGCCUUCGGACUGGACCUGUAUGUCAUCUGUGCUGAACUGGGAUUUCAGUAUGGCCACCUGGACAUCACAAACGAGUGUUUGCGGCUGUACUUCCUGCGGACCCCCCCUCCCAAUCAGUUCCUGUGCCGGGCCUACCUCUGCCAGGCUCAGAUGUUAGCCCCCACCAGUGCUGACAACCCUGAACAACUUGAGAAGGCUGUGGUGUACCUGCUGAAAGCCAUCAGUUUUGCAAAGGAGACACCAAGGUACCACUUCCUGGUGUACAAUGCCUCUGUGCUGUACUGGCAGAUGUGUCGUCCCUUCCUCAAGCCCAACCACCGGCAGCACCUGGCCAAGUCCCUGCACCAGGUGGUCAGGGCCCUGGACGAGAUAGACGACAAGGACUACGAAUGGAGAGCUCAACUCAUGAUAGCCCUGAUCGAGUGCCUGAUGGAUUCCAACAAGCCCAAAGAUGCAGAGACCAUCAGCAACCUGGCAGCAACCUUUACACGCCAGAACGUCCCCUCCCUUUUCAAGGAUGUCUUCAGGCUGCAGAUUAAGCACAAGCUUGGUGAGCCAGGAAAAGCUCUUCGGGACCUGCUGAAAGUGACGGCAUCAGGAGACCUGGCUGUGUACUACAAGAUCUGCAAGCUCAAAACUGGUCUGGAGUCAGGAGAGCCGCACCCUAACCUGCACAGGGAGCUGUUUAAGAUCCUGCGACAGAUCCUGCAGCAGGAGGAUGACAUGCAGUCCCACGCAUCCUCCUACAGCGGCGGCAGGAAGAGUCAGACUCUCAGUGACAAGGAGAGAGAGAAGGAGAUCUCAGCAAACCCUCCAUCUAUUGAAGAAAGGCCAUCCUUGCUGUUGGAGCUGGGACGACUGUGUCUGGACCACAACUUCCCAGACUUGGCAACACAGUGUGUGGAUGGCAUCAUGGCAUGUCCAGUCAAGGAUGAGGCCACCAUGCUACAGGCAGAGUUCAUGAACUGUGACCUGAUGGUGAAAAACCUGAAGAACAAGAUGGAGUCCUACACCAAGUCUGCUGUGGAGGUCCGAGUAUUGGCCAUCAAGCGACUGAUGCAGGCCCUGCAGAACGCGGUCCGUUAUGGUGACCCUAACGUGAUCCAGGCGGGCUGCGUGACGCAGUGGAACAUGUGCCUCCCCCUGCUGCAGCCCAACCUGCGCCAGCAUGUCAGGAGACCACUGGCCAUGGUGGCCGAGGCUUUAGAGGACAUUGAGAGCCUGCUGAUCCUGCUGCGAUGCCAGGUGCACACUGAGCUGGCCAAGUGUGAGGAGGACCAGGAACAGAUAGAGGUGGCCAUGGACCAUCUCAGGAAGGCCAUCCUGCUGGAUGACAGUGGACAGUACAGGGAGAGGCUGGAGACCAUGUUACACCGGCUCCAGCUCAGGAUACAGCUGUACAAAACACCCGAGAGACAGGAGGACCAGGCUGCCAUGAUCAUUGAACAGGCCCGUAAGAGCAGUGAGUCUGGCACAGUGCGCAUGAAGAGGUCCCUGCUGGUGCGUGCAGGUCAGGCCCUGGCUCCUGACGCCUUCCUGCUGGUACUGGACAGUGAGUCAGAGACUAAAGGCAGAGUCACUGGUGCUGGAUCAGCAAAGCUAGGUCAAACUGCUGGAGGAGGGAAGGGGGUGGAGACUGUCAUCACCCAGCUGGCUGCCAAGGCCAGGCAGUUCGAGAAGAGUGUGAAGAAAGCUGCCGGCCACCUGAAGAGACUUGGGGAUGAGAAUGACAGGGAGAGGGCUCAGCUGUGGGCAGACCUGGCUAAGACGGCGCGUAAGCAGGAGGUGUGGGACGUGUGCCGUGUCGCCUGCCGCUUCUGUCUGCUCUACGAUGACGGCAGGUGGAAGCCGUUCCCAGGAGAGGUCACCAUCAAUGAAAGUCCCAACAAAGAGGAAAAGAAAGAUACGCUGGAAGGACCAGUUUCUGUGGAGAGCACCACGAUGCUGUAUGACAGGGACCUGGUCAGGAUGCUGGCAGAGGUCCACUUCAUCAACUCUGAGGCGAUGGUACAUCUGCUGCGUUCUGAGGGAGUCCAGCUGAACAACCAGCCCAUCCCACCUGUGGACAAGAGUAAACACCCCAAGGGUUACGUACCCAAGAAGCCAGAGGAAGACCCUGACUGGCUCUACUACUGUGAUUGGAUCCGUUCCCUGUCCGGUGCGGUGACGUCCGGGUUCCUGCGUGCUGCGGAGCUGGGGGUGGAGCUGCAGGAGUCCUGGGUGGUGUGCAGCAGCGCCGCCUACCUGUGGAACUACAACAACCACCUGCUGACGGACAGCCGGCACCGCGAGCUGGUGGAACCCUUCACUGCCGUGGUGGAGGCUCUCAAGAAGGUUGGACAUGCAGGGGAAGCCAUUCUGCUGACCCAGGUGUGUAACGCCCUGGCGUACGGCCUGAUCCAGCCCUGGAUCCCCCCUCCCCCUCCCAAGGAGCCCGUCUCCACCGCCAGACUCACCACAGACAAGGCCAGCUCCCCGUCAAAGAAGGCCUCCCAGAAAAGUGCCAAGACGCCAGCCAAGACUCCCAGCAAGCCUGUAGCUGUGGAUCAGGAUGGCAUGGGGGAUAUCAAAAAGGCUCUGGAGGUUUGUGACUUUGCCCUUGACGUGACCAGCGGGAGCAUUGCGGAGGACGUGGUUCCCAUCAGCAUCAGGCACAUGCUCAUCAUCACCUGGGUCCGCGUCAAACAGAUGAUGUCACAGCAGAUUAAGAACCUCGGGGUGGAGGAUGAGGGUAAUGAUGGUCAGCGACCUAUGACCCGAUGCCUGGUCGCCCUGGAGAUGACCUCACUCAACGGCAACGGUCAGAUGGAGUUCAACGUCAUCAAACUGGACGAGCUGUCCAGUAUGGUUGACGAGUGUGUGUGGACAGAAGGUCUGGUGGAGCUGCAGGUGUGGACACGUCUGGCGGAGCACGCCUACAGCACACACAACCACCAGCUGGUCAUGAAGUGUGCCGGGAAGGCACUGGAGUUUGAUGGGAAGAGGAAGAUGGAGAAGAAACUGGGCAGUCAUGGUACUAUGGUGGAGGCAGAGAUGCUGAGUUACUCCAGUGACAUCCUGGGCAUGAGUCUGGUGGAGAACAUGGCUGGUAACAAUGCCAUCCGCAGGUCUGCAUUGGAGGCCUUCCUCAACGCAGCUAGAUAUGCUGGCAAGGCUGGUAACUACAGCCUGGUUAUCAUCGCUGCCCGUCACUACUGGAACACGUCGCUGAAGCUCAUCCCGUCCCCCAUGGAGCGGGAGCUGCUGAGAGACCCUCUACUGGUCAUCCUCAAGGCUCUGGCUGACACAUACAGGGAGAAGGCCAAACCGGAUAAGGAGGAGAAAGCGGAAGAGAAGGAACCAGAUGAAAGUAAGACUGCUCCAGCCCCGACCCCCGUGUCCACUACACCGUCCUUCGGAGACCCCUCGGAGGACCUGACCCUCAGGGCGUCCAUGUACGGCGUCGUUUUCCAGUCAUACGCAGACCGCGGCCAAUGGGAGGAGGGGUUAAAGGUCAUGGAUGAAGCUGUCCGAGUUAUGCCAAGAACCAAACACCGACUGCUCAUCUUCCAACACCGUGUCCUGACCAAAGCCAAGCUGGGCAAAAACGUGCAGAUGGACAUACAGAAGUUUAAAGAUGAGAGUGAAGCCUAUGUGGCUCUCAUGUGGCACAGAGUGGCUAAGAACUCCAAAGAGCCCAUGGAACAGUUGGCAGCAUAUCAACAAGCCAUCGUGGCACUACAGACACCGUCCAGUGAGUGGCAGAAGAUAGACUACCUGAUAGAGUUUGCAGAGUGGCUCUUCACCAACGGUUUCUCCAAACAAGAUGCUCAGGACAUGCUGGACUGGGCUGCCGACAUCCUGCUCAACAUGCAGUUUGGACCACAGUUCAAACCAGAGGAGACAGCCGGCAGAAGCUCUGCCAAGCGUCGCGGAAAGGGCAAAGGAAAGCCGUCGCCUCCUCCAACGGCAAAACCCAAACCGCCACCCCAACCCAAACCUCCUGCCAGGAAGAAAGAAGAGGAGGAAGAGGAUGGCCCCGAUCGCUACAUCCCCGUCAGCCGUCCGUCUCAGAUCGGCGUGGAGGUGGCCAACCCCUCGCUGCAGUUCACCGACCUGUGGCAGACACGGCAGCUGGAGGCUCUCCUGCGCAUACACGUCAUCCUGGCUAAGGUUGCUGGGAAGACGUCACCGUACUUCAAGGACUUUGCCGUGAUGGCCUACAGAUACUGUAUGAGGAUAUGGGAGGCCUCUUUGCAGUCUGUCCCCCAUGUGAUCAAGGAGAUGGCAAAGUUAGCCGCCACGGCACAGGCAGAACGCCCUGCGUCACGCGGCAAGGGAGACAAGAAGGAGACGCCUGCCAAAGCAGACAAGCCCAAAAGGAAGGGACCGAUCGAGGCCAUUCCGGCUACGCUUGAGGACUGGGCGUCAUAUGACAUUCCAGAGGAGGUGAGGGAGGCCUUCAGAAACGACACCACCGGUGCAGGUGUGAACAAGACCACCAUCACCAAGCCCACGCUGACCCUGCACUACAUGCAGACACUAGCUGACCAGCUGAGAGACCUGGGCUACAACCACCUGGCCCUGCCCAUCCUCACACUGGCUGAGGUGAUUGGGGCCGACGUGCUGGGGAGUAAGGCCAUGUCAUCACUGUGGCACACCAGACUGCUGGAGACCUGUCUGGAGAUCAACCUGUUACCGGCAGCAGGCUUCCACGAGCAGCAGGCGGGGCCGGCCAUCGCAGAGGAGGACCAGGCCGUGUCACGUGAGGAGAUUGCCAAGUGGCACGAGCACCAGGAGCAGGUCAGGCGCGAGGAGCUGCGUCUGCAGCAGUCCCAGGAGGCACUGGGAAAGUUUGUGCCCAAGACGACCACCAGCAAGGAGGACUCCCAGGAGACCACCCCACCAUGGACAGUGAGUGGGGUGAACCUACGUAAGGUGUGGACAGACAAGGCAGAAGUGUUACUGAGACUGGGGUACUACCAGGGGGCCAGGACACUGCUGGGAGAGGCACACAAAGCUGCAAAGACGUUCGGUGACCAGCGUACAGAGGUGCGGACUCUGCAGAACCUGGCCAGACUGUCCACCCUGGAGGCUAACCUGGGGCAGGCGGUCACCCUGCUGCAGGAGGCUCAGGCCCUGGGCGGGGACGAGGAGUUCUGGUUCCAGACUGUACUGGACAUGGCAGACGCCGUCAUGAGGGAGGUGGACUCAGACACUAAGGCCAAGAAGGCAAAGAGCAUCCUCCUGCAUGCCAUCACAGUGUACAAGGAAGUGCUGGAGAACCGGUCCACCAAGGCUGACCUCUUUGGCUACUUUGUUGCCAGUUUUGAGGCAAAGUUGGCUGCCAUACAGCUUGAGGAGGCCCUGGACGUGGAAACCAACGCCAUGCAGGACGAGCCUGUUGACAUGAAGGAGGUGCUGCGGCUGUUCCAGGGCUGCGCAGAACGACUGCUGACUGCAGGAUAUCCACGCAGGGCUGCGGAGGUCAUGGAGCAGCACGCAGGUGCCCUGCGUGAGCUGGCCCGAGCUGCCACCAUCCCCGAGCAGCUGCACAGCUGUCUCCUGGAGGGUCGCAGGAUCCUGGGACACGCUGUCAGUGUGAUGGAAGAGCUGCUGCAGGAUGUGCAGACUCUCACUCCCUUACAUGAGACCCAGAACAUGAGCCUGCCCCUGCAGCGGGAGGUUGCAGGGCUGAAGGUGAAAUAUGCUGAGCUCCUGGGGGAGAUUUUUGAAGCUGUGGCCAGAGAGGACAGGAACAGGACCAUCAUUGAGGCCAGGAAGGGGUCCUUACAGAGGAUGGUAGAGGACUACAUCCGGUCCACACCAGACCCCCAUGGAGUUGAGAAAGAGUGGGGCGCAGUGACAGCCACCCUCCCACAGGCCGCCAUAGUACAGCUCACUGCUGCACACAGUCUGGCCAGGGGAUAUACACCACUCAGGGCAAAGAGCCUGUACCUGAUCGGGCGUGUGCUGAGUGUUCUGUCUGCCCACCUGAACCCUGACCACCCGUCCCAGCAGUGGGAGCUGCAGUAUCUGGACCUGAACGCCGUCCUGCCUGACAGCACAGGCAGGAUCCCUGAGGAGGAACAGGUCAGGAGAGACUUUAUGAUGUUACGGAAAUAA
Messenger RNA from Branchiostoma belcheri (Belcher's lancelet), 6389 nucleotides. Its product is annotated as cilia- and flagella-associated protein 46-like. Gene Ontology annotation, biological process: axoneme assembly; cilium movement involved in cell motility. Bases 150 to 6389 code for a protein of 2079 amino acids. Gene Ontology annotation, molecular function: protein binding. NCBI's taxonomy places the organism in Eukaryota, Metazoa, Chordata, Leptocardii, Amphioxiformes, Branchiostomatidae. The record is from RefSeq and is a predicted model, not a curated record. The transcript is spliced from 43 exons.